Molecule: messenger RNA, 1789 nt
Organism: Melanotaenia boesemani (Boeseman's rainbowfish)
Lineage: Eukaryota; Metazoa; Chordata; Actinopteri; Atheriniformes; Melanotaeniidae
Product: leucine-rich repeat-containing protein 19-like
Exons: 7
Coding region: 85-1245 (386 amino acids)
Biological process (GO): positive regulation of non-canonical NF-kappaB signal transduction; interleukin-8 production
Cellular component (GO): plasma membrane
Molecular function (GO): protein binding; signaling receptor activity
Source: RefSeq, a predicted model, not a curated record
GCUGAGUGAUCAUAAAUGGUUGGCUAGCUGGAACAGCCUUCAGGUUAUACAGGGAACAAAGGUCAUUAGCUGUGCUGGCUACGCAUGAGGAACACGUACAAGCGUUCACCUCAAUUUGUCUGUAAGUACAGUAAAGUCUUAUAUUUUCAGAGCAGGAUGAUGCAAAGGAGCCAUAAAACUCUCUUCCUGCUGUGGCUGACUGCAGGUGUUGGAACCAUGAUGGGAACUACAACUGAGGUCAUGGAAAAACAGGUGGUCAAAAACCUAACAAACAAGCUUUUACAACUCAUCCCUUAUAAUGACAACAAUGACAACAUAACCACGUUGGUGGCUGAUGGGAAUCUGAUUACUCUGAAUGUGACAGACCAACGUGCCCUAGCUAGUUAUCCUACACUGGAAGAACUCCACUUGGACAGUAACCGGAUCAUGACUGUACCAGCCAAGUACUUCUCUGGACUAAAACACCUCAGAGUGCUGUCUCUUGCUCGAAACAAUAUCAGCAGGCUGGACCACGAGGCUUUCUCUGAACUGGUUUUCUUAAAAGAGCUGGACCUAUCCCACAAUGAGCUGACAAACCUCCCCACACAGCUCCUCACAGGGCUAACAAACCUGCAGAUACUGAACCUUCAGGACAACCCAUGGAACUGUUCUUGUCCUCUGCAGAACACUCUUAUCAGCAUGAGAUCAGCUUUUAUUACGUUUGGGGGUCCACAAGUUAUCUGUGCAUCUCCAGAUGAGAGAAGGGGCAGCAAUCUUCUGGAGGAUACAGCUCUGUGUCCCACAUCACCACGCACCGAACCACGAACACCAACAUCAGUCUGUAGACAACAGCCUCAGAGUUUAACCAUCACGCUGAAAACCACACGGUCAUCAAGUCAGAACAACAGCGAGAGCACAGACCAGUCUCCUAUGCUCGGAAACACCUGGAAGUUCACAGCAUGUGUGGCAGCCUUGGCUCUAAUCACCUCCAUGCUCAUCGUAUCAGCCGUCAAGGGACCUUCCUGGUACAAACGCUUUCACAAUUACAGACACCGACGGCUGUACCAUGAAGAGGACUGGGAUGGGGAGGACUUCGUGUCAACGGCCUUCCAACAGACGGAAGGGCACCUGACCCAUGAGACAGUCACUUUUGAGGUCCAGCAUUGGCAGACAAAGGAGGAGGAAGAGGAGGAUGGGUACUUUGAGGAUUCAUACAUCCAACAAGAAGAGGAACAAGAGGGAAAGGAGAUUCAAGUGGGACCAUGAAGAAGCUAAUGAUAAGUAAAAUACGACUGAGAAACUGGGGAAUGUGUGGUAACUAACUAGGCUGGAUCAUUCAAUAGCACAAUAUUACAGUUUCUGCCCUCCAACACCACCAUGGAGGUGAUUUUCUUGUCCCUGUGUGGCGUAAAGGCAUGGUCCUCACAGCAAUGAUGGAAACACGCUCAAACAUGCAGCAUUGUACCGACAUGCAGGGAAAAGGAGGAAUCUGUGCAUGGAUUUAGACUAGACCGAUACCAGUUUAAUGUGUUUGAAACAAGUUUAUUUAGAACUACACAAGGACCCGUUAAGACGACACUAAAACAACACGGCACAGUUUUCGAUGGCUUUUCAGAGGUGACAGAAUCAACACAUCUGUUCUUAAGUCUUACUAAACAGCUUUUUAAGAGGACUGUGGCAUUCAUGAAAAUCAUAUAUCGGUUUAGUCUUAGCUAAGAAGAAAAUCCUCGAAACACUCAAGAAUACUAUUUCAAAUAUUUGAGUGCUGACAUGUUUAAACAAAGUCAGUGUUUGUGUUGUUUUCUGUUGU